AUGAGCAUUAUCGGAGAGUUCGAAAUAGAUGAAUGCUCUAACCACAGUUGCUCUGACAAUUCAAGUUUGCAUAUUGACAACAGUCAGAGUUUUCCCUUGGGUUUCACCGACUUUGAACAGUACUGUUCUCCAACGGAUUUAACCUCUGAAUACGAAAGAAAUUCACCUCUAAAUGAACACAUUGCUGUUGACACAACCAGGAGCUCUACACUACUUGGUCCGAAUGAAAUCUCCCAAAAUAUAGAAAGAGAGUUAUCUCCGACAUCAUAUUGGCUUGAAGUGGAUGGGAAUGAAGAGUUCAAAAGUACUUUAAGGCUGAGUCCAAGACUUUAUUCAACUAAUGAAAAUGGACGGAGUUUAAUGCAGGAAGAAACGGAAGAUGAAAACGACAAGCUUCAAUUAUUUAAAGAUUCAAAGUCUGUGAACUCCACCGCAACCUCAUCUCUGCCACGUUCAUACUGCACUCAAACUCAAAUAAACAGUUUAUGGACAUCAACACCAAAUUGUACAAGUGAUCAAGAGCAGGAAACCGUAUGUUUGUAUGAACAACCAAAAACGUCUCCUUUUAAAGCCAUAGGUGGCCCUGAACAAGGAAUGAAUGAUGGUGUGUGUGCUGAAAGCAUGCAACAAAUUCCUUCAACUUGGAUGCCGGCAAAGGAUCAAGGAAGCACCACGCACACAUUUUGUGAAGUAAUGGCAAUGCCACAAAUUUACUCCAAUGCUCAAKCGCAUCCUUUUCGCGUGGAAAUGGGUAACGACGGACAGCAGUACAUGAUAGUGGACCGCAAAUACUUACCUCAAAUUUCUGAAGGUUUAGUUUCUAUGCAUUUGAGCGACAAUAACAAAACCUACAUGCUGGCAGGGAUCCCGAUGCAACAUUUUGGGGAAUAUCCAUUGCCAAAUCAGUCCAGUGAUAGUCAAUAUGCCAAUAGCAGCAGCACUCUUUCCAGUCAGCAGGAAUCAAGAACCAAAUCGCCAUUCGAGGAUUUUAGUGGAUUUACAGAAGCGGAAAUGACUGUAGAUGAGUCUGUGAUCGAAGAACAGAAACGAAAGGAAUUAAUGCAAAUAAGACGACGAGAAAAGAAUAAGGACUGCAGUAGAGAAUUCCGCAGAAAGCUUAAAGAAAAAGAACGCAAUUUGAAGGAGGGUCGAAUAGAAAAGCAACGUCAACUGGAGGUGAUCAACAAAAGAAACGAGAAUCUUUUCCGCAUGCUAUCCAGGGCGUCAGUUCAGUGUUGCGAGAAGGGGAAACGCAUUGCUUCAGCAGGCAUGCACACAUGGAACAAGGAAAACAGCGUACAUGGGUACAAAGUUAGUCAUUGCAACUUGUGAUAAACGGGGCAGUUGUUGACAWGGAAASGACUGUAAUGCCGUAAGGUGCAACGUGUCUUGCACAUCAAUGCAAGCAAUUGAAUAGAAUUGCUUGAAUUCAUGUAAUUCGUGAAUAUCAAUCCCUUUAAAAUUGUUGUAAAUUGUUUUGUUAAUAAAAUGUUUA
Exaiptasia diaphana is the source of this 1495-nucleotide messenger RNA. RefSeq lists its product as uncharacterized. The transcript has 6 exons. Bases 1 to 1332 code for a protein of 443 amino acids. The record is from RefSeq and is a predicted model, not a curated record. NCBI's taxonomy places the organism in Eukaryota, Metazoa, Cnidaria, Anthozoa, Actiniaria, Aiptasiidae.